Andrographis paniculata is the source of this 1214-nucleotide messenger RNA. RefSeq lists its product as uncharacterized. Lineage: Eukaryota; Viridiplantae; Streptophyta; Magnoliopsida; Lamiales; Acanthaceae. Bases 147 to 695 code for a protein of 182 amino acids. The record is from RefSeq and is a predicted model, not a curated record. The transcript has 2 exons.
UAUCCUAGUACGAAUUUUGUGUAACCCUUAGUAGGAAUUGGGUCAAAAUAUCGUAUUCAUCACGAUACAGAUUUAUAUUCGGUCAUUCUCGUUGUUACCCAAUAAAAUCCCCAACAAACGAGUACGAUAUAUUUUUAUUAACGAACAUGGCAAGCGAAACUCUGAGCGACAUGUCGACCAAGUUUGGCAAGUUGACAAAGUUCGAAGGCGUCGAUUUCCAUCGCUGGCAGAAGAAGAUGCACUUUCUUCUCACAACUUUGAAGGUCGUGUAUGUCCUGAGCACUCCAUGCCCCGAGGAAACCGAAGAUGAAACUUUGGAGGCAACGCAUCGCAAGAGAAAAUGGGAGAAUGAUAACUACAUUUGUCGUGGUUAUAUUCUCAAUGCAAUGUCUGAUCCACUUUUUGAUAUUUAUCAAAAUGUAGGUUCAACCAAGGAACUUUGGGAGGCACUCGAAUCUAAAUACAUGGCUGAAGACGCUUCAAGCAAGAAAUUCUUGGUCAGCGACUUCAACAACUACAAGAUAGUUGUUUUGAGGCCUGUGAUGGAGCAGUACAACGAGCUCCUUCGCAUCCUUGGUCAGUUCAUGCAGCACGACAUGAAAAUGGAUGAAUCCAUUGUUGUUUCAUGCAUCAUCGACAAAUUGCCGUCUGCAUGGAAGGAAUUUAAGCAAACGCUUAAACACAAGAAGGAAUAGUUGACACUUGUAGAACUCGGUAGCCAUUUGCGUAUAUAAGAACCUAUAAGAGUACAAGAAGGUAGUAAAGGCAAGGAUAUUGCCGGACCUUCGGUAAACAUGAUUGAGGAACGAAAGAAAGACAAGUCCUCAAAAGAAGGUCAUAGUAAAAAACGCAAAUUUAAUGAUUCUAACAAAGAUGUCAACAAGAAAACCAAGAUGGCCUGCUGGAUUUGUGGAAAAUCUGGGCACCUUAAACGCGACUGUCGUGUUGGAAAAGGAAGCCGAGUUGCUAGCGCUAGCAAAUGGGGAAAGGGGUUAAAUGAUCCUUUCCAAAACCAAGGGAUGACAUGUAUGUGAUCGCUGCUGGUUCAAGGAUUUUCAUUCGGUGAAUGAUGGAUCCGUGUUAUAUAUGGGAGACAAUCACUAUGCUCCAAUUACUGGACAAGGAAAAGUGACGCUGGAAUUUAGUUCUAGGAAAAGUAUUACUUUAUGUAAUGUUUUAUAUGUUCCUAAGUUACGUAAAAACUUAGUUUCAGG